Arabidopsis thaliana (thale cress) is the source of this 1262-nucleotide messenger RNA. RefSeq lists its product as uncharacterized. The record is from RefSeq and is marked reviewed. NCBI's taxonomy places the organism in Eukaryota, Viridiplantae, Streptophyta, Magnoliopsida, Brassicales, Brassicaceae. The coding region runs from base 213 to 572 and encodes 119 amino acids. The transcript has a single exon.
AAAUGCUCCCUUUCACCAAUUAAUUAUUCAUACAAGUUGGCUAACGCAGUUUCACAAGCCUUUCAAAGCUGACUUUGAAUUAGUCUCAGUUUUACGUCUCCUUAUCCAUCCAUCUACUACAAAAUAUAAAUAACACAGCUAAGAUAUUCACAAAGACACAAGACGAAAUAUUCAACCAACAAAACAAAGACAGAACAGAACAGAAGGAAGAAAUGAUGUUAGAAUCUUCAAGCAAAAAGAGAUGGAACGUUAACGUGUUAUCAUCAGCUUCAUCUCACAGAGAGACAAUUGUACUUGGAAGAUAUAGCAAGAGUUGCAGAGAACAGAAGCAACACCAACGAAGAGAAAGGCUCUUGCCCAAAUGGAAGGUUUUGUUGAUGAAGCUUAAGCUCUUGCCUUCUCGUGCUUCUUCCACUAAGGUCGUGGCUUAUGAGCCUUGUGAUUACUCUUUGAAUUUUGAUCAAGGUCCAGGAUGGCACGACCACGAUGAGCCUGAGAAUCUUUCACGGUCUUUCUCCUGUCGCUUCGCUGAUCCCACACGGAUCCGAGAAACACGCUUUCUCUUGUAUUAAGUUUACUUUUCUUUUCUCCUUCGGUUUCUUUAGACCUUCUUUUAAAUGAUGAGAUUAUGUGGCUUAGCAUUGUAAACAAAUGAAAAGAAAAGUUAGGAUCAUUGAGUUAAUUUUAUUUGUUCUAGUGGGAGGUCAUAAAUUAUAGUAUGUCUCAUUACUUCUCAGUCACUCUUCCUUUCCGGGUUUCUCUACUUCUGUAAAAUCAUUUUGUCUACUAUAUUUGCUUUCGUUUUUUUAAAAGAAAAUAUUGAAAAACUUUAUAGUAAUAAGAUGGACCUUAAUUUCACAUUAAUCUACUUCCUAAGCAUUACAAUUUAUAAAUCAUUAAUGAUUCAUAAUACACAAUAUGUGCAAAUAUUAUACUAUAGUCUAAGUACAAUUGUGUAAGUCAUAUGUGCAAAUAUUAUAUAGUCUAACUACAAUUGUGUAAUUUAUAUGUAAGUGCUUAGGUUUAAUCUCAUCUCAUGUAUAUAUAAGGCAUGGCCUACUAUUGAAUAAAGUAGGAAACCUUUAUACCAAACUAGGCUUCUUGACACUCCUUUCUGUCUUGGGCAAUCAGUAGAACUUUGAUGCCUUUAUGCAGCAACUAUGCAUAGUAUACUCGAAGAACAAUUGAGACCGAACGUGUGCAUCUUGAACAAUGGACACUAGAGGAAGACUAUCACAUUUUUGAUUGUUAGAUUUUGGUUU